Messenger RNA from Closterium sp. NIES-65, 1683 nucleotides. The record is from the annotation of a GenBank genome assembly. Lineage: Eukaryota; Viridiplantae; Streptophyta; Zygnematophyceae; Desmidiales; Closteriaceae.
AUGGUGCGGGAAAUGGAGUAUUACGAUUUGCUGGGGGUGGCUCCCACAGCAAACGCGAACGAGAUCAAGAAGGCCUACUACAAUCAGGCGCGCAAGGUGCAUCCGGACAAGAACCCCAAUGACCCCGAUGCAGCAGCCAAGUUCCAAGCACUGGGCGAGGCGUACCAGGUGCUCAGCGACGAGAUGCAGAGGCAGCGCUACGACGCUGCUGGGAAAUCAGGCAUCUCCAGGGAGGCGAUGGUGGAUCCAGCAGCGCUGUUUGGGAUGCUAUUUGGCAGCGAGGCCUUUGAGGACUAUGUGGGGCAGCUCGCCAUGGCCACCCUCGCCUCCCUCGCUGUCGACUCCGUCACCAACGCCUCAACCCCUGCCGGCCCGUCUAUUGCCAAGGACGCGGCUUCCAGUGCUGCUGCGACUCCCGGGGGGCCUGGGGACGGGGUGGACGCGAUGGCGAUUCAGGCCAAGCUUACGGCGGCACAGGAGGAGCGAGUGCAGGAGCUGGCGGUGAAGCUCAAGAGCCGCCUGGACGUGUACGCGUCACCCUCGGCCAACCAGGGCCUGGACGGCGGCCGGCAUGCAUUCAUGCGCUGGGCGCACGAGGAGGCAGAGGAGCUGAGCCACGCUGCCUUUGGAGAGCACAUGCUGGAGAGCAUAGGGUACGUGUACGAGCGCAGUGCGGCCAAGGAGCAGGGCAAGAGCAUCAUGUACCUGGGCAUGCCGUAUGUGGGCGAGUGGUUCCGAGAGCGGGGAAGACGCAUCCAAACACAGUGGUCUGCUGCAAUGGGAGUGGUGAGUCUGGUGCAGAUGCAGAUGGACAUGAGGCGGCACGUGGAGGAGAGUGACAUGGACGAGGCAGCCCUCGUGUCCUUCCUCGAGAGCAAGCAGCAGACGCUGCUCGAGUCGCUGUGGCGUCUCAACGUGCUGGACAUCGAAGCCACGCUCUCCACUGUCUGCCACCAGGUUCUCACAGAGGCGGAUGUUUCGCGGACCACCCUGGAGGCACGCGCACACGCACUCAAGCAACUGGGGGCCAUUUUUCAGAGCAAGGCAAUGCACAUGGCAAAGGAGAAAGCAGCAAAGGAGAAAGAGAAAGUGGACAAGGAGAAAGCUGCGGCAGGCGCUACUGCUGAUGGUACAGCCGCAGAGAGUUCUGCAGGAUCCGAGAAAGCAGGAGCAGGUGGCGCUGGCAGCAGCACCACAGCCAAUGGUGUGACGGGCUCUAAGGCUACGACAGUUGCUGUUGCUGCUCCCCAACCCCCGCCUUUGAUACACCCAGUAGCACCGGAGUGGGAUAAGCUGGGCUCAUCCGCAAAGAAUGGUGCAGCGUUCAACCCCUAUGCCCCAUGGCCGCCUGGUGCCACUGCUGAUUCCCAUAAAUCACCCAAGUCCUCCUCUCAUUCCAGAUCUACCCCCAAGUCUUCCAAAGACCCCUCCCCAAAACCCACCUCCUCUCCCAAACCAACCUCCUCCUCACCCAAACCCACCUCGUCCCCAAAACCCACCUCGUCCCCGAAACCAACCUCCUCCGCCAACCCAUCACUGCGGAAAGAAGGCAGUGGGCCCGAGCAUGCAUUCGACAGCAUGUCAGUGUCCGAGCUCAAACGGUACAUUCGAGAGCACGGAGGCGACACCACAGGCCUCUUGGAACGACCCGACCUUGUUAGCCUCGCCAAAACGCUCAACUAA